GUACUACUUUGACAUUUGAAGUAUUUUGUACGACAUUUUAAUAUUUACAAGCAGAAUAAUACAAUAAUUAAAAAUGGGGUUGUCUAAAGAAGAGAAAAAGGCCAGAAAAGAGGCAAAAAAACAGGAAAAGUUAAGGCUAGAAAUUGAAGCUCGAAAGCAACUCAAACGCGAAGAGCUAAAUCGCGAGAUUGCUGCACAAGCCUUAAGACGCGGAGAACUUGAUAAAAGUUGGCGCGCGAUGAUGCUUAAAAUAAAAGAACCCGUAUUUAGACAAGAUGUCGAAGUCAUGUGGCAUGUCUUUGAAAGGGUUUUCGAUAAAAAAGAUCACUACAUAAAUCAUACCAUUAAGCUUAUGAACGUCGCUGAUGACCAGUUCCAACGAACAGUGGCUAGCUUUUGCGAUACAAUCGAUAGAAUGAUUAAUAAAUUUUUAGCUGACUUGGAGAACAUGUCAAAACAGAAUGUUGAAACAACUAGAGAAUUACUAAAAAGAGCUGAAGAUGAAGCAGCGAAAAUAAUGGCUGACCACACUGCAGCUGAAACACAUUUACAGCUCCUUCUGUACCAUGCGCACCAUAUAUCUGACACUUUAGCUUGGACUACAAGGGGUGAAAACAUGGUAAAAGCAGACGAAGACCGCAGCAAAUACUUAGAUGAACGAGAAAAAUUACGCUCUUUUCUUGAGAACAGUUACAAUGCAAUUUGGGAUGAAUAUAAGGCCGUGCUCAAGGCAUACGUUACGGGUACUGCUGAAAAUCAAAAAGCAGUACGUAAACUAAGGCGCAAGGAAAAUAUGAUGGCUGAUAUAAUUGCCUCUCAAGGAAAGAAAAUUGCUAACAGUGAUGGUAUGCUUAAAAGAUUACGUUUGGAAUUGAUGGCUUAUGAGUCUGGCACCAAACAGGCUGUGUUUCGAGAACGUCGUAACAGGCAUAGAGAAGCUUGUUUUCGUUUAAAACAUCAAAUGUACAAUGGAGUUGCUAUAGAUGUUAAACAGUUAGCUUUGUUGGUUAAAGUGUCUGAUGAUGCUGUAGAAUGGUUGGAAAAAGCUUUCCAAAAAGUAGAUAAAAUUUUGCGUAUGGCAGGGCUGUGUCGAAAGUUUGAGACACGACGGGAAAAAGUUCUACCUUUCGGUUCGGAUUUGCCUCAUUCUCCAACCGCAUCAAGAAUGAACGUUCGUAAACAACAAUCAGAUGACUCGUUGGUUUUAAAUGCAAUCACAACAACAAGUGGUUUGACAAGACUCUGGCACAGAAUAUCCAAAGCAGAAUUGACAAAAAGAGCACUAUAUCGUGAGAAACAGUUGUUAGAACAAGAAAACGCUCUUAUUUUAAGCAAGAUACAAGAAUACAGUGACAAAAAAAUGAAGAUCGACCCCGAGAAAUGUAUUUGCACAAAACCUAAUGCUGACCAGAAACUACUUUUGCAAAAAUCCGAGCAUCCGGUCGCUAUAGACGGAGGAUUAGAAGCAACGAAAGUGGAACGUCAAUCAAAAAUGAAUAUUUAAACGAAAGCUAUACAUGUAUAUUUAGAAAGAUGUAAAAAUAAUUGGAAUAUUUAUUAAACAUUCUUUUCAUGUUUGUGCAUCACGAUGCUCAUUAAACUCUUCCGUCGAAGUUAACAAUGACAUAACAUUUUGCAGUUUCACAGGAGUCCCAUGUGACGUUUAGGUAUUUCGUCGAUCACGGCACGGCGCAAGCGUCGCGCGCUUGUUGUAAUGACGCAAAACCCUUGCGAGGCGCAAACGAUGACACUUUGACAUUACCUACUUCUUUUAUUGUGGUUCAUGUAGAGGCUGGUGAGCGGAAAUAUAGUAUUGGCUCAAGUUUGACUAAAUACGUAGUCAAGAAAUACUAUUGACAAUACGAAUUAUGUAUUUACGAUUAAAGCUUCUGUGUAUUUUAAUUAUAAUUUAUGUUAGUUUAUUUUAAUUUUCAUUCAAUUAUGUUUGUUUAUGAUAUCAUUGGAAUACCUGUAGGUUAUUUA
This is a messenger RNA of Spodoptera frugiperda (fall armyworm), 1983 nucleotides long. Its product is annotated as dynein regulatory complex subunit 2-like. The transcript has a single exon. Gene Ontology annotation, cellular component: axoneme; axonemal dynein complex. NCBI's taxonomy places the organism in Eukaryota, Metazoa, Arthropoda, Insecta, Lepidoptera, Noctuidae. Gene Ontology annotation, biological process: regulation of cilium movement; cilium-dependent cell motility; axonemal dynein complex assembly. Bases 74 to 1504 code for a protein of 476 amino acids. The record is from RefSeq and is a predicted model, not a curated record.